This is a messenger RNA of Symbiodinium sp. CCMP2592, 675 nucleotides long. The record is from the annotation of a GenBank genome assembly. NCBI's taxonomy places the organism in Eukaryota, Dinophyceae, Suessiales, Symbiodiniaceae.
AUGCCGAUACCCGGCUACACGGGACACCUUCGAGCACACAAGGUAGAGAAUGUCUUUGGGGCGACCUUCGGCGAGGCGAUGGUGGUCGCACAGGCUGCACGUAGCCGUCGUGGCGCUGAUGAGGACUACGCGGCCCAUUCGGCGUCUCGAUCGCAUAACUUCGACGGCGGCUCUCUCAACACCACCAAGGGCCACAAGCUUGGGAAGGACGAGCCGUACGCAAAGGCUGCCAAGGGGACUGGCAGCAAUGGGGGGGCGCUCUCCGAAGGCUUGGGCUGUUGCUUCUCCAUAGGCUUCGGAGCUGGCAUGCAGCCGUGUUGCUUGAAAACCGAGCGCCUGGUCACCUUCGGAAGUUGCCGCGUGGGCCGGCGAAUAGGUGGGCUCACCGGCUUUGCUGUCGGUCACUGUCCCCGGAGCGCUCGUGAGGCCGCCAGCAUGGUCGACAGGCAAGGCCUCGUCGUCACCCCGGAGUUCCUUCUGACAGAAGGAGGUCCAUUGCGCAAGGAAGAUCCGUUACAAUCGUCCGUUUCGCCAGACCUGACCGCGGUUUGCACUGCAGUCUUCUUGAUAUUCAUCCUCGUGGUGAUGAGGUUUUCAGCCAAUCUGCGGCGGCUGGGGCAGAGCAGACUGCAUCGCCCCAGCGAGCCGCUGCUCGACGAGGUAUCGCAGAUAUGA